AUGAUUUGUAUUUUGGACUAUUCAUCCAAUUUAUUAAAUGAUAUAAACUCCCAAGUUCUUUUCUUGAAGAUAGGAAAAUUAAAGCCAAAACUUCUGCUCUCGCUCUACUUAUAUAUUCCUAUAUAUGCUCUUUCUUUGUGAUCAUUGAGACAAAGAAUAGAGAAAAUACACUCCUUCAUUCUGCAAAAAAUUUUAUCAAUUCAAAAAUUUUGUUAGAUUGUGGCUCCUAAUUCCAUAUUAAAAUAGAUUAUUGUAUUCUAUGUCACAUUGGUGAAAUAUCUUUAAACAUAGUUUCAUAGGCACAUCUCAAGCUACAACAAUUUCGAUGGUUUUCAUCAAUAUUUUCCAACAUUUGUAAAUUAAGAUGGAGAAUUAUUCUUGGGUAGUUUUAGCCAUAACAUGUCUUGUUACCUUACUUGUUCUCUUAAAACUCUUCCAUCAUCAUAAACAAAAUCUUCCACCAGGUCCAAAACCAUGGCCUAUAAUUGGCAAUUUACAUCUUCUUGGUUCCGUUCCUCACAAAUCCCUUCACAAACUCGCGAUAACUUAUGGAGAUUUAAUGCUUCUAAAGUUUGGUACUCGAAAUGUGCUAAUAGUAUCCUCUCCAGAAAUGGCAAGAGAAUUUUUAAAAACAAAUAAUGCAAAUUGGGCGUCUCGCCCUCAACUUGCUGCUGGUAAGUACACUGCUUAUAAUUAUCAUGACAUGACAUGGGCACCUUAUGGUCCAUUUUGGAAACAAGCACGACGAAUCUACCUCAACCACAUUUUCAACUCUAAACGUUUAGACUCGUUUGAGUACGUUCGAGUAGAGGAAAUGCAGAAUUUGAUUUCGCGACUUUUUGAUCUUUCCAUGUUAGGGAAGCCAAUUCUUCUUAGACAACAUUUAACACGUUAUACUCUAACGAGUAUAAGUAGAACCGUGUUGGGUGGAAAAUAUUUUAGUGAGUCAAAUGGUUGUAAUAAUAAUGAAAAGUCGAUAAUAAGUUUGGAGAAAUUGCAGGAUAUGCUUGAUAAAUGGUUUUUACUUAAUGGUGUGAUUAAUAUUGGAGAUUGGAUACCUUGGUUAGGGUUUUUGGAUUUGCAAGGUUAUGUUAAGGAAAUGAAAGAGUUGCAUAAGAAUUUAGAUAAAUUUAAUAAUUUUGUCUUGGAUGAUCACAAGGCUAAGAGGGAUCAAGGAGAUAAGAAUUUUGUGGCAAGGGAUAUGGUGGAUGUUUUGUUGCAACAAGUUGAGGAUCCUAAUCUACAUCUCAAACUUAACACUGAUUCUGUCAAGGGUCUAAUGCAGGAUUUAUUAGCUGGUGGAACAGACACUUCAGCAACAACAAUUGAAUGGGCUUUUCAUGAACUUAUUAAACGACCAAAUAUGAUUAAGAAAGCACAAAAAGAGCUAGACCGUGUCAUUGGAGAUGGGAGAUGGGUGCAAGAGAGAGAUUUCACUCAACUCACUUACAUUGAAUCAAUUAUCAAGGAAACAUUGAGGCUUCACCCGUUAAGCACCAUGCUUCCGCCCCGUACUUCCCUAGAGGAUAGUCAUAUAGCAGGCUACGACAUACCGAAAGGGACGAUUUUAAUGGUGAACACUUGGAGUAUUGGAAGGAACUCGCGGCAUUGGGAGUCACCAGAAGAAUUUAUUCCCGAAAGAUUUGAAGGGAAGGAUAUAGAUGUUACUGGACAACAUUUUGCACUCUUACCAUUUGGUGCGGGUCGGAGAAAGUGCCCGGGAUAUAGUCUUGGGAUUCGUAUCAUUAGGGCCACAUUAGCCAACUUGUUGCAUGGAUUCGAUUGGCAAUUGCCACAUGACAUAAUUAGCAUGGAUGAGAUUUAUGGGCUUACUACACACCCCAAACUUGCUCUCCAUUUGAUCCUGGUGCCUAGACUUCCUCGCCAUCUUUACAAAUAAUGUAUCAAUGUCUUUUUUUUUUUUAGGUACAAUACAUAAAUAUAUUUUUCAAUUUGAUUUCAAAUCACAUUUAUUUUUUCAACUUUGAA
Messenger RNA from Solanum pennellii, 1989 nucleotides. RefSeq names its product cytochrome P450 71A1-like. The transcript has 2 exons. Bases 365 to 1900 code for a protein of 511 amino acids. Gene Ontology annotation, molecular function: monooxygenase activity; oxidoreductase activity, acting on paired donors, with incorporation or reduction of molecular oxygen; heme binding. NCBI's taxonomy places the organism in Eukaryota, Viridiplantae, Streptophyta, Magnoliopsida, Solanales, Solanaceae. The record is from RefSeq and is a predicted model, not a curated record.